AUGGCGCCCUUAGUGCGCCGCGCGCGGCCCAAGUACGCUGCGGCGCUGCUCUCGCCGACCUGCCUCCACAAGCUGCGCGUCCCUGGCGAGUUCGCGGCGUGGCUCGGCGGCGAGGCGCGAGCGGCGGCGGCGGUGCUGCUGGUGAGCCCGCUCGGCAAGGUCUGGCACGCGGACCUGCGCCGCGCCGGCGGAGGCGGCGGGCCCGGGCCGUUGCAGCUCGCCGGCGGCUGGGCGGAGUUUGCGGCCGCGCACGGCGUCCGGGCCGGGUGGAGCGUGGUGUUCAGGCUCGAGCGGCGCGUGGCCACCCUCAGGGCGUUCGACGCGGCCGGCUGCCUCGCGCGAUUCUGCACGCCUCUCGCAGGGGUGGCAGCAGGCAAGAACAGGCCCCGGUUCAUCAGAGUGCUUAACGCUGACGAUCUGGAAAAGAUGAGAAUCCCUGACGAGUUUGUGCAAGAGCACCUGACUGACACUCACCCAAGCAGCAAGAGGGCCAUGAUUUUCAGCCCUCUUGGCAAGUUCUGGCGCGUCGAGCUAGACCGCGACCAGCCAGGCGUGCUGCUCGGCGAUGGCUGGGUGCGGUUUCUGACGGCUCACGAUCUUUCUGAAGGGAACAUCCUGGUGUUCAGGUAUGACGAUAGCAUGGUGUUUACAGUUGAGGUGUUCAUGCAGAGCGGGUGCCUGAAGGAGUAUGAAGCAGCAACUGCAGACAUGACGGAUGAUGCAAUAGGGAGGCAAAUCACUGUGCCUCAACAAGGUGACAAGGAGCUUUGUGUUUCACCUGUCAAGAAGAAAAGGAAGACCAGGAAUGAAAAUACUUGUUUGGCUGUGUAUCGCAAGAAGCCGAAUCAUUCCCCAAUUUCCGUGAAGAAGGCUGUAUCGCAGAAGAAACUUGUCAGCAUUGAGCCACGUCAUUCAUUCACGAAACGGAUUACCGGCUAUAAUCUUACUAGCCUCUUUGCGGUGAAAGGGUCAUUUUGCUCUUCCGUUGGUCUUGCGGGAGCAUGUGAAAUCACACUGAAAACGAAGAUGGGCAACACAAGAUCUUGGCGGGUACGGUUCAACACCACCAACACCUAUGGCUACAUAACUGGACAAGGUUGGAAAAGGUUUUGCCGUGAAAACAAGCUAAAAGAAGGCGACAGCUGCACCUUCAGCGUCAUCGAAACAACUGUCUGGCAUGUUACGAUUGUGUCCAGCUAGUAGGAAGCUAGGAGUCAGUCCCAGUAUUUUGCUCGCCAAUUCCACUUGUCACAGGUCAGCUCAUGGUCAGUGAUUUUCAUGUGAAUGUUAGUAUGUGAGAAUAUAGAACUCAAAUUAUGGUAGUCCAAUGAAUGUUUGGGUCACUAAAAGUCUGAAGCACAAGUAUAUUUGUAAU
Molecule: messenger RNA, 1375 nt
Organism: Setaria italica (foxtail millet)
Lineage: Eukaryota; Viridiplantae; Streptophyta; Magnoliopsida; Poales; Poaceae
Product: putative B3 domain-containing protein Os06g0632500
Molecular function (GO): DNA binding
Source: RefSeq, a predicted model, not a curated record